This is a messenger RNA of Pestalotiopsis fici W106-1, 432 nucleotides long. RefSeq lists its product as uncharacterized. The transcript has 3 exons. The record is from RefSeq and is a predicted model, not a curated record. Lineage: Eukaryota; Fungi; Ascomycota; Sordariomycetes; Amphisphaeriales; Sporocadaceae. Bases 1 to 432 code for a protein of 143 amino acids.
AUGAGCGGACCACAGAGACCACCACCACCACCAUAUCAGCCUCAGAUGCAGAAACAGCAACAACACACCGAGUUCACGCCCGAGAUGCGGGAUCGCCAGGCGCGGGGCAAGGAUCCAUAUUCGGUCCAUGAAGAUGCAAGCCGGCCGGGAGGCUCACGCGGAGCCGAGUCCUUUGAGGUGGUGCAAAAGAGACGAGUGGCCGCCCAAAUGCUCGACACCCCAGAGCUGCUCAUGAUGGACGCGCAGCGAGUUGAUGAUUCUAUCCCAGCGACUCGUCUCCGAUACACACGCAUGCUCUGCGGAAUGGACCAGCCGCCUCAACACGGCUCAUCAUCCUCGGCCGCUCAAUCCUCUUCCCGCCAGGCGCAUGGUUCCAGCAGUAAAAGUCGGACACACACGCCGUCGAAACGCCAGAAUAGCGGUGGUAAAUAA